AUGUUCCAACUGACCUUGCGCCACCAUAGCAAACGCACGCCCGGUUAUGUGUUUUGGCGGCAGAGUACUCUGGUUGAACUUGAACAUGCUAGGCGGAAUUAUCUGUUGUCAGAGCGGCCCCUUCCAAUCGCUGACGUUGCGCGUCGGAUGGUGCGUGUGAAGUCACGAUAUCUGGACACGAAAGACUUCAACGAGAAGAGCCUACUGCGGGGCGAGUACAAGUACUUUUCCGGGAAAUCUUGUGACAUCCGGCAUGCACGACCCGAAGACCUGGUUGCUUAUGUUGAAUGUGGCUCUUUCUUCGGUUUUUGGGACGCGGCUCAAAUGAAUCGCAUCCUUCAAGAGCUGUUGCUGAAGCUUGAUGAGCUGGGUGCUGCGGAACUCUUUCACCUCUUUACUUCGCUUCCAUCACUGCGAAAGCAGACGGGCGAGUUGCAUUUCUGCGUGGCCCGCCGUCUUGUCGAUGAAAUAUCGAAUCUCACAGUAGAUGAGUGUAUCCACGUUUGUGCGGCAUGCGAUCAGGCAACGCCGCGCGAGCUUGUGCGGGGCUUGGUCCAAAUGAUUGGACCGAUGGUUUCUAACCGUGCACUUAGCGCAGCGCAGUGUGUUGAGAUAAUGGACACACUUGGCGCUUGUUGCCUUCCGGGGGAGAACCGUGAGUUUGAUCUGUUUUUUAAGGAUACAAAAGAAGUUGUGGUUUUGGGGAUGACUACUUUGGGCGUGAUGGACAUCGCUGUUGCCUGCACCUCAAUGAGGCUCCUUGGUAUUUUGGAUGCCAUCACAGAGAAGGAGGCAGUUCGUUUGUUUACGUCUCGCUUGAAUGAGACAUGUGCGAGUUCGAUGGCUAUGAUGUUCUCGGCUGUUGGGAGCGAUUUUAUCUUCUGCCAAGCUGUUGGGGAGAGAGUCGUUUACCUAGCCACAGACUUCACACCAAGCGAAAUGCUUAGCAUUUUUGCAGUGUACUUGACCAACAUCGUUUCACUCUGCCCGGCGUCUAGUGGAGGAGUCGCCAUCGGUGACAGUGCAUGUGAGAUGCCGCAGGAGGAGUGGACCGCGGGUCGCGGUGUUGGCGAGCGACAUUUUGCUCAUCAGCGUCGAAAUGACCUCCUCAAUGUGAUUAGGGAGUUGAUGGACCAGACAUUGUCGUUACUCGAGUCGGCUUCAGCCUACGUGUCACCAGUUUCUCAGCUCCAGUUCGUGGCGGUGUUCCACCGUGCUGUUGAAAAUCUCUGUGGUGAUGUGGAGCAGCUUUUGAAUUUUCUUCCUUCUCUGAACCGUUGCAUGCAGCUGCUUUCCGCAAAACUGAUUGCAUCCCUCACGCAGUACACAUAUUCUGAACUGAUUGUGCUGCUGCAAAUGUGCAAUCCACUAGGCAGACUGCUGACAAACGCCGCGGUUGGAGCAGUCGUACAUGAACUCCUCCGGCGGGAGGUCGGUGCUUCUGGGGGCGAAGCCAUGUCAAUCUACGCAACUCUUCGGCAGCUCACGGGGUUGCGAGCCGAGUAUCGUGUCCGAAUUGAAAGGGACCUCCUGCCAAGGUUGCUUGCCCGGUGCUCGCACACUUAA
Trypanosoma brucei brucei TREU927 is the source of this 1566-nucleotide messenger RNA. RefSeq lists its product as hypothetical. Lineage: Eukaryota; Euglenozoa; Kinetoplastea; Trypanosomatida; Trypanosomatidae. The record is from RefSeq and is a predicted model, not a curated record. The transcript has a single exon. The coding region runs from base 1 to 1566 and encodes 521 amino acids.